ACCCUUGACCUUAUCUGAUAGACCUCUGUGACCUGUCAUGCUGUGAUCUUUGUUAGGUGUCUGUGCUCAUCUUGUCUCUUACACCUGCUUCUGGUGCAUCUUAUAUUCUGUCUAUAUUUAAUCUCUGCGGACUAUUUCAGACUCAGCCUGUCUGUCUCUAUUGUAACUUUGAUUUUUUUUUUUUUAUUCCUGUCAUCUUUUGUUUAACUUCUGUAAUUAGUGUGCAGAGAGCUCAGCAAUGGAUCAUUAUGUUUGUCAGAUUCAAUUAAUAGAAAUCUAUUUUUAGUGAUUCAAUCGGAGCCUAACAUGUCUCAUUCCAUCAAAGCAAAUAAAACACAGCCUUUCUAACCAAUCAUCAUUUGUGAAAAGAUAAGCUUUUCACCCCCAUUGCCAUCUUUAACGUCACUGAAUUUGAGUUUUUGUAUGGGGAUUUAGAUGUUAUUCAGCUUUUGUAAGCGCUAAGUCAGUUACUGAAGUGUGAGUUUAAACAUACUCAACGAUUUUCAUUUUAUAUUCUCUCUUUUCUUGUCUUGUAUUUGUAUAGGUGUUUUACGCUUCAUUUCAUGACAGUUUGAUUCAAUUUUCUGUUCUGAUUCUAACCUUAAAGCUUGUAGCUUAAUCUAUAAUGCAGUUUUUCCUAGAAUGUCAUGUCACAUUUACAUUACAUUUGUAUAAAUUAAAAUGCAGAUGCUGGGUGUAAAGUGUACAAGUGAAAAUGAUUGAAGAGGAAAUGAUUUGAUUAAAUCUGCUCAGUCUGUCACAGUACCUCUUCAGCCAAACACAUUUUCUAAACGUUCUGCACUUACAGUUCUCAUGCCUACCUUUCUGCACAACUUAACAUUUCCAAUGGGCGACUGCAGUGUAAAACAUCCUGGGGAUAUUUUAGGAGCUCAGAAACUGAACUCAGCUGAGCCUGGUGGUGAUUAAAAGUGGAUCUAAUCUCACUCAUUGGUUUCACAAGGUCCCUCACAUUUCGGAUGGGGCUUACACUUACAGCAAUUUGACUGGAUGUGAGAAUAGCAGAGGAGCUGCAGAAAGAAAAAGAUUAGAGACGAGAAUUGGGAGAUUGGGUUGUUUUAGUAGUCAUCCCUGAUCCCUGCCGCUCACGGCGUGUGUAGGUGCCUCAGACUUAGUUGUAAGACACAAAGAGAGGAUUUUUAAACUUCUGUGGGUUGUACAGAUUUGCAUGUACGCCAAAAAAAAAUAAAUUUCACCUGAAAGACAUGACACCCUGGUUAAGCAGCAGCAGCAGAGAAAUGUAACAUAGAGAAUAGCAUUUGCUCUCUCUGAAGGGACUGAGCAGCAGUCAAAAUAAAGUUAACCCAUAUUUUUCUGCUCUGUUGAUUUAGAUUCGAGCAAAAAUGAACCCACACUUCAUGGUGAAGAUUUUGAGGGACAGCAUGGUAAUGUGCUGCUCUGUAAUGUGCUAAGGGCUUAGUGGGACAAGACUCAGAGGACCGUAUCACUUUAAUCACAGUCUUGCUGAAACCAGGUCAAUCUGCAAUUAACCCCACCAGGUCUUAUGGUCACUGCCUGAUUCAUAUUACACUGUUAUAAUAAUAAUCAUAGCAUUCCUAAGUUGAGAAAUGCACAUGGCCGAGUUUGAUGUAGCCCACAUCAAACAUUGCAAAACGAAUCAUGCAGUUGAAGACAACAUAGAGCUUGAGAUGCUAAUUACCCUAUGCAAUACCAAGCUGGUUUAUCAUCACCCACAUUAACAGCACUUUCAGGAUAUGUAUACACAGACUAUUUGAAUUUCUAGUUCUGUGCUCCUGUGUUUUGGGUCAGGUUCUUAAUGCACACCAGCUUUUUAUCUUCUCUUUGCUUUCAGAUCAUAAAUUUCCGCUGACGAUUUAUAAUCUGUUUUACUCAUUUACCUUCUAAAAUCCUAUGCAUCCUUAAAUAAGCUGGAAUCAAAAUGCAGAACUGAAAUGUGACAUGCUGCACAUGAAACAACAUGUCCCUAAAAAAGUGUCUGGAUGAAGCUGGUGUUCUGACAUUUCAUAGAGUUGGUCAGAGUUUUAAUGAGCUCUGUGAGGGAGCACUGAGUUGCAGCUGACAAGUGUAGAGAAGGUCUCUCACAUGUAAUUUGCUUCUUGCUAUAAUGACUAAUCUAUUAGCUGCUAUAAUGAACGGUCUCAGCUCUAACACCUGCAAUGAAUGCUAGCCUGGCCCCCCUGCAGAUCUCAUCACCUCCUCCACUCUGGUCACUAAUGCAAAAAAUUAAUUAAAUACUAAUGCGUUUUUUCUCCUCAGUAGGUUUAUGUUUUUGUGCUGUAGGUUUAUUCUUCUCAGAGAAAGUUUAUUGUAUCCCAUUAAGGGUAGAAGAUGGUUGCAGGACUUUUCUAUAAAAGUAAAGAAGUUGGACUCCACCUCUCAUCACCUGUCAGAUAGAGAGAUAAAGACAGAGGUGACAUGUAGUUAGGAGUGAUAGCAUGCGAUCAGGAGGAGACUAGACUCCUGAAGCUUCACAGACAGGAUCAGCUCUGCAAACUUAUACGCAGCCUGAGACGUGCACCUGCCAGCUGUUGAUAAUCUUGUAUGUUCUGUGCACACACGCCGGGAAAGCCUGCAGAUCUUUCCUCUAUCUUUGUCUGAUCAUUGUCAGACAUGGACGCAGAUAGCAGGGAUUCAGCUUCACCUUGAGUGUCGCAACAGGACUCAGUCAGCUGUCUGCCAUUUGACAAAAGCACAGCAGUCAGAGGGAGAGUCUAAUACUGAAGUCAAGUCAAGCUGAAACAUCUAUUGACGCCGCAGGAUGCCAGUUUGAGGAAAGUUAGAAAUGGCUAGAAAUCAUGACAGUAGCUUUAGAUCUCCUAUGGUGACAAAGGUGCACUGGAGGAAACCCAGCCAUAACCCAGAUUUAUUUGAAAUGAUUGAAAAGAUGCAGGGCAACAGGAUGGAUGAACAGAGAUGCACCUUUCCUCCCCCACUCAAGACUGAGGAGGACUACAUUCCGUAUCCAAGUGUUCAUGAGGUUUUAGGUCGAAAAAGCCCUUUUCCUCUCAUCCUCCUGCCACAGUUUGGGGGCUACUGGAUUGAGGGAACCAACCAUGAGUUGGGUGAUGCAGUUGACUCAGAGUUACCGCAACCUCUGUCCCCAAACACUCGCACAAAGCUGGAAUGUAACACAACAGCAACACUGUACCGUAAACACUUCUUGGGCAAGGAACACUUUAAUUACUAUUCAGUGGACAGCGCACUUGGACAUCUGGUGUUCUCACUAAAGUAUGAUGUGAUUGGUGACCAGGAACAUCUUCGUCUAAUGCUCAGGACCAAACUGAAAACGCACCAUGACGUGAUCCCUAUCUCCUGUUUGACAGAGUUUCCCAAUGUGGUCCAAAUGGCCAAGCUUGUCUGUGAAGAGAUCAACGUGGAUCGAUUUUUUCCUGUUCUUUACCCAAAAGCUUCUAGACUUAUAGUCACCUUUGAUGAACAUGUUAUAAGCAACAACUUCAAGUUUGGUAUCAUCUAUCAAAAGUAUGGACAGACUUCAGAAGAAGAGCUCUUUGGUAACAGUGUAGAGAGUCCUGCCUUUGUGGAAUUCCUGGAGUUUGUAGGAGAGAAAAUUGAGCUGCACAACUUUAAAGGUUUCCGAGGAGGGUUAGAUGUGACUCACGGGCAGACUGGCACAGAAUCUGUCUACUGCAACUACCGCAACAAAGAGGUCAUGUUCCAUGUGUCCACAAAGCUGCCUUACACAGAAGGGGACACCCAGCAGCUGCAGAGAAAGAGGCACAUAGGAAAUGAUAUUGUGGCCAUCGUAUUCCAAGAAGAAAACACUCCAUUUGUUCCAGAUAUGAUUGCCUCCAACUUUCUCCAUGCCUAUAUUGUAGUCCAAGUCAUGAACCCCUGCUCUGAUAAUGUGCUUUACAAGGUAUCAGUGACAGCGAGGGAUGAUGUACCUUUCUUUGGCCCCGCCCUUCCAAACCCUGCUAUCUUUAAAAAGGGUCCUGAAUUCCAUGAAUUCCUUUUCACGAAACUAAUCAAUGCAGAGUAUGCAUGCUACAAAGCUGAGAAAUUUGCCAAAUUAGAGGAGCGAACACGGUCUGCCUUGUUAGAAACGUUGUAUGAGGAGCUCCAUAUAAACAGCCAGGCCAUGAUGGGUGUCGGAGGCGAAGAUGACAAACUGGAAAAUGGGAGUGGAGGAGGAGGGGGCUUCUUUGAGUCGUUCAAGCGGGUGAUCCGCAGCAGGAGCCAAUCUAUGGACGCCAUGGGUCUUACUCUCAAGAAGCCACACACAGUCUCCACUAGCCUCAGCAGCAACUUUAACCACAACCCCGCAGACAGCCCCAAAUUCCCAGGGAUAUCAUUGCUUGUCCCAGGCAAAAGUCCCAGUAAAUAUGGACGUCGAGGCAGUGCCAUAGGGAUAGGAACAGUAGAAGAGUCCUUGAUCAUACCAGGGAAAAGUCCAACCAGGAAAAAGUCUGGUCCUUUCAGCUCCAGGCGAAGCAGUGCCAUUGGCAUCGAAAACAUUCAAGAAGUCCAAGAGAAGAGCAGUAGAGAGAGUUCUCCAAAUACCCAGAAGACCCCUGACAGUGGUCACGUCUCUCAAGAUCCUAAAUCUGACAACUCGUCCAAUCAGAGCUCUCCUGAGGUGCUCACAACUGCCAAGAACAGUUCUUAUCUUGGUGGCAGGGCCCCAUCCAUCACUGAGGGUCAUGACCUCUCCCGCUCCUCCUCCAACGCUAGCAGCUUCGCCAGUGUGGUGGAGGAGAACGAAACAGAGGCCACAGAGGACUAUGAUACCGGCAUGGAGAGUCUGUCAUCUGCGGGGACUCCUCACAAGCGAGACUCCCUCACCUACAGCACCUGGCUGGAGGACAGCAUGAGCAGCACCAGUACAACCAGUCGUGGUAGCUCCCCAGGGCCUGGUAAACCUGAACGAGGAAAGGGGACAGACAUCCGUAUCAAACUGGAACGACCACACGAUCAUCAGUCCUCAUCAAAUUGUUAACCUCAGUCACCUGGUUGUAUCCUGGAUCUCCAUAUUCAGCAUUCCCAUAAGUCACAGUCCUUCUGGGAGAUGAGAUGAGUACAGGCGUUUGCCAUGACCAAUGAUAAGAAGGAAGAAGACGGCGUAGAGGAGUGGAGGCAGGUGGAGCCAGGCCAGUCUGCUGCUCUGUGAAGCGAGAGCUGGCGAAGAAGACGCACAAAGAGGGGCCAGCUUUUGCACAAUGUUGUUUCCUUUCACUCUCAUCUUUGCCUGUUCGCACGUCUGUUGCCUAGUUGUAAUUUUGUAACCUGAUUGUUUUUAAAGCACCCAUUUACCUAUGAAUUCAACUGUUUUAUUUGUAAAAUAUAUUAGUUUGCUUCUAUGUGUUGUUCAAGUUUAGUUGUGCUGGCUAUACAGGGUAAAGACAGUACCACUGAGCUGUUUGUAGAGAUUUUUAAGGGGUCAUAAGUGCUUAAAUUUUGUUUUAUUUUUUUUAAGGAAACAAGUUGUAAUAAAGAUCUCUAAUGUAUACAUAGAGUAAAACCAAAUAUUACACAUCAGUACUCUUUUUUAACAAAACAUUGAUAGGAUUGCUCUAGCGGAUGUUGUAAAAUGUGACUGUUAUGGUGGCAAAAAUCCAAACACAGGUAAUAUAGUAGCUGCCCAAGUAUACAGUUAGACUUCUGUUUUAAUAGAUGUCUAACCAUUGUAUAGCUGCCAUGAUUGUUGUAUUUCCUCAGCCACUUAAAUCUCCAUAAUAUUAGAUUUCCAGUUUAACACUUAAGGUAACAAUGAAGAUAACACAUUUGCAAAAUGAAAUGAAAUCGCCUUAAAACCUCAGUUACUUUGUCCCUUUUAUUUUACCUCACUUUUUUGAUCCACAUGAUUCAUAGCCAAAAAUGGGACAGCAGUAUUAGAAAAUUAAAUGUACAACUAAUAUAUUCAGUAUAAUUUUAAGCACACUAGUUUCUUAAAUGUGGUGGUGCCAUGCAGCUACCCACUGUCUGUAUAGUCUACUAUAAAGUAAUAUAAGGAUAUAUCCUUCAUUGACUGAUCUGAAUGCUUUGAUCAUCUUGUCAGUUGGUGUAAGUGUCUACAUUUUGUUCCAAGUUGCAUUUUUCUUUAUAUGUUUUUAUUUAUUGAUUUGGUUGAAGUGUCAUUUAUGGUGUACAUCUGUUAUACUGUACCUCUAUGGUGACUACAUGCAGCCUCCUGUCAUAAGCUUAUACUGUUAGUGUUGCUUUGAAGUAAAUUAUAAUGUCUGCAUCUGUAUAGCUCUGUCUUUUUCAGGGGUCAGAUCUCUUUUUGCGCAGUACAUUUAAAAUGCAAUUUAAUAAAACAGUGAAUAUUUAUUUGUUUUUGGGUGGGAAAAUAGCUCUGAACACAACUACUGAUUUUGUAAAUAGAGGUUGCAUUGGAGUACAUAAUAUAUAAUGUAUAGGCCACUGAGUGAAGAUGAAAUGACCAACACCAUGGAAAUACUGCCAAGUUACCAGUGUAUUUUUUCUCAUAUCCUUAACUUUGAAUAUUAUUUUGAAACAAUUUUUCGAAUAAACUGAUUUUAAAAGUUUUUUUCAGACUGUUCUGUAAAAGGGAAAAGCUUCCAGCUGAUCAUUUCAGUUGCCUUAUCAUCACAAACUGUUGGUGUAUGUUUAGACAGAAGAGUAAAUACUUAAUAGCCAGCAGGAUUUACAAUGACAUGAAUGUUUUGUUGUUGUUAUUUUUAUUGUAAAUAAAUAUGCUGAGAACUUGAA
Molecule: messenger RNA, 6690 nt
Organism: Sphaeramia orbicularis (orbiculate cardinalfish)
Lineage: Eukaryota; Metazoa; Chordata; Actinopteri; Kurtiformes; Apogonidae
Product: rap1 GTPase-activating protein 1-like
Exons: 24
Coding region: 2783-4957 (724 amino acids)
Biological process (GO): regulation of small GTPase mediated signal transduction
Cellular component (GO): cytoplasm
Molecular function (GO): GTPase activator activity
Source: RefSeq, a predicted model, not a curated record